AUGGCCGAACCCGAGCAAGUUGAGCCGCUGCAUCUUGAGCUAGAAGACCGCGAGGUGUACCUUGCUAAAAUCCCAACUGCUCUUGGAGUGUCUUGGAAAAACGUGCAAGAGAGUGAGCUGAUGCUGGGGUCUAUCAAGCUGGAAAAUAAAAGCGUGCUGGGCCGUCGUAAGGGAAUGCUGACAGUAAAUCCAAGCACACUGGAAGAAGACAUCCCAACCGAGUACCGCGUGGAAAUUAGCGAAACGCCGCUGAAGCUCAAGGUAUUUUCACUUGAUGGCUCCGGUCGGAUGGCUAUUGAAGGCACAGUGAAAAAUAGCUGCACUAUCAUGGCGCUGCGAAACGAUCAGUAUAGCAAGAUGUGCAAGAAGCGUCUGAUAAAAUCAAUGGUUAAGACAAGAAUUGUGCAGCCGUUAGAAGAUCUUCCCCGCGUAAAGAAGGCCAGAAUCCAGUUCACCAUCGAAAAGGCUGAAGCCGAGGGCGAGGAGGAUGAUACUGAUUCAAGGCUAUGGGAAAAGUCGGACAAGAAGAUCAAGAUGAGCAAAGAUGAAUUAAAAAAUCUUGUCUUUCAUCACUUUGAAGAGCGUGACUACUGGCCACUUAAGGAGCUCAACUAUCAUUGUCGUCAGCCCGAGUCACUGUUAAAGGAGAUUCUAAAGGAAAUCUGCGUUUACCAUCGCAAGGGACCAAACAAGAGCUGCUACGAGCUCAAGCCUCAGUACAAAGAUGGUGUCUCAUCGAAUGCCUAA
This is a messenger RNA of Plasmopara halstedii, 747 nucleotides long. RefSeq names its product transcription initiation factor iif subunit beta-like. The coding region runs from base 1 to 747 and encodes 248 amino acids. Gene Ontology annotation, biological process: transcription by RNA polymerase II; transcription initiation at RNA polymerase II promoter. The transcript is spliced from 8 exons. The record is from RefSeq and is a predicted model, not a curated record. Lineage: Eukaryota; Oomycota; Peronosporomycetes; Peronosporales; Peronosporaceae. Gene Ontology annotation, cellular component: transcription factor TFIIF complex.